GCCUGCGAGCGCCUGUCACGGUCGCCACCCCCAAAAAAAGGACUGGUGACCCACCAUAGUGUCAGUGAUCGAGUGCCCGAAACGCACAUGCGUGCGAUGGAAUGACCUGAAGUGACCACCCGUGACUUGUGAUAUAGUGCAACCGUACAAAGUUGAGUGAGUUGGUAUCGAGAAUCCAUCGUAGUUGCAGUGCAAUCGCAACGCUGCCGAUGUGACUUCAGCAGCCAUUUCAUCGCGUUUCACCAUCGGGACGAUGUCUGUCCCAUGCCUCUCCGCUCAAAGGACGAUAAUAAUGGCGAAUUCAUGGUGAUUGAACAAAGUGAAAUAGAGAAGAUGUCGGUAAAAGCCAGUGUGGGUUGAAAAAAGCGAAAAAUGGGCACCAAAGGAUUCGGGGCUGAAGUCAUCGGCGUUUUCCUGGCGGUUGUUUUUUGCAUCGUUUGCCCGAAAUAUGUGUCAUCAGCCCAACGAGAGCUCGGCAAGGGUACGCCAACGAACGCGUCAGCCACAGCGUCCCCGGCCGGAUCGGUCGAGAACGCGAUACGGCCCGGCGCCGCCCCGGCGGACAGCCCGCGACCGACGCCCCGCACUGGCCCCUACUUUGACUUGAUGGCGUCGAAAAAUGUGACCGCUCUCCUUGGCAAGACUGCAUAUUUGAACUGCCGAGUCAAGAAUUUAGGCAAUAAAACGAUAAACAUGCAAGUGUCCUGGGUGAGGCACCGGGACAUCCACCUGCUGACGGUGGGCCGGUACACCUACACGAGUGACCAGCGCUUCAGAGCGAUACACCUGCCCCACUCGGAGGACUGGACUUUACAGAUAAAAUAUCCCCAGCACAGGGACUCGGGGAUCUACGAGUGUCAGAUCUCCACGACCCCUCAUAUGAGCCACUUUAUACAUUUGAAUGUUGUUGAACCGACAACAGAAAUUAUUGGUGGGCCGGAUCUCUACAUAGACCGGGGCAGCACCAUCAACUUGACAUGCGUGGUUCUGUACUCACCAGAACCGCCAGCGUAUAUUUUUUGGAAUCACAACGAUGCGAUAAUAAGCUACGAUUCCCCCCGAGGGGGAGUGUCGGUGGUGACAGAGAAGGGGGAGACGACCACCUCGUUCCUGCUCAUCCAGCAGGCCAGGCCUUCGGACUCGGGGACGUACCAGUGCAACCCCAGCAACGCCCAGUCCAAGAGCGUGGUGGUUCAUGUUUUAAAUGAAGCAAACUCGAUUUUUCCUUUGUCAGGUGAAUACCCCGCCGCCAUGCAGAGGGGGGGACAAGCGUUCGCGCCAACGUCGCCCGCGCACUGCCUGGUUCUCGUCGCCUGCCUGUUCCUCACGCUAUCUUGACAAAUACCAACCUUAAGAUAAACACUGUAAAUACCAGAUUUUAUUAACAGCUAUUCACAAUGACGCUUGUACCACACACACUUCUUCACGACACCUUUCCAACACAAACGUCAUUGUAAACAGCUAAGAUGCUCGCUAUUUUAUAGUAUGGGUUGUGUUAUGUAAAAUAUAAAUUUAAAUAAAUCCCUGAGCAAGUAGACUACAUGCUUGUUUCGUAUAGAAUUUGUAUAUAGUGUACUAUAAAAACUAUGUGUGUUUAUUGUAUUGUUUCAUUGAUAAUCUAGAUUGUCACUUACGUUCUCUAGCUCCAAAUUUCAAAGUCCUUUGAAAGAUCCCAAAAUUUUGUAGUAAAUGAAAGAUUGGAAAUUUCAAACCGAAAUUUAAUUUUCAAAUAAAAUUGUGGUUAGAUCUUGAAAUUCUUUUGCGUGAAUAUGAAAGAUCAGUACUCAUAAUGUUAUGGUAAAAAUGUAUUAGAAGUCGAAAUUGAAAAAGUAUUUAAACAUUUUGAGAGAAAAUAAUAAAGAUAGUGACACAGGAAUGUAUAAACAGCUGACAAUAUUACGAUAAAACACAAGUUUAGAAAAAGGACUGUACAUAAUAACUAAAAUAACGAUAUACGAACAUUCUGUCUAGCUUUACUAUAUCUGUUUAAAGAUAAGUGUAAAUUGUAAGUAAGCAUACCUAUAGUUUUAAACUUGUGAACUAAAAUAAUGUUGUAAAUAUUAUGCAUAAAGGACUUGGUUACACAGGUUUUUAGAGAAGCGAAAUAUAAUGGAUGGUUUUAUAUCGUAAUGCUAAGUAAUUUAUUUAAAAAUACUGCGAAAACAUUAGAGUAUUUUUAUCUAAAAAUUACAAGAAUGUAUCGUAAGCAUAUUAACCUGUUAAUGAGGUCCUUCCUGUAAUUAAAUCUUAUAUACAAAAUAGAUAAAAAUUAUAUUAAUAAGUAUUAAAUUAGAAAUGAGAAAUAUAAAUUUUACAGGUUAGUUAGAAAAGAAUUCUGAUUUGUAAUUACAUACAGUUGUUUGUAUUUAAACGUUCUUCCCAUGUUGCAUGAUCUAUCCAGUUUAAGAUUUCUACGAUACUAUUAAUAAAGUUUUGUUUUAUUUUGACCCUUUUAAGUUAUUUUUAUUGCCAAAUUAUUUUUAUAAAGAAAGUCUUACUUUGUCAAAAAUGUAAAGUUGUUCCCCGUCCCCUUAUAUUUAACCUAAAAUUGCAUUUAAAAUGAUUGAGAUGAAAGUGCUUUCUAGACAGAUGCUGUCAAAAAACGAAGAUAUUAAUUUGUUUUGUAUUUUAAUGUAGAUGUAUAUAAAUCGUGCUGUCCAUAAACAUUCCUCAAAAUCAAAACGUUCGAUGUAAAAAAACUAUGGAAUGAUGAAACUAUGUAUUUCACUAACAUGUUUCUCUAUUAAGAUAUUAAAGACAGAUCUUGAUUAAUAUAACCAGUUAUUAUUAUGUCAAAAGUUUAUUAUUGUAUACAAGUAACAAUAGUAUUAAAACUUGUUGUAUGUAU
Ostrinia furnacalis (Asian corn borer) is the source of this 2848-nucleotide messenger RNA. RefSeq lists its product as uncharacterized. Gene Ontology annotation, biological process: synapse organization. The transcript is spliced from 8 exons. NCBI's taxonomy places the organism in Eukaryota, Metazoa, Arthropoda, Insecta, Lepidoptera, Crambidae. The coding region runs from base 373 to 1338 and encodes 321 amino acids. Gene Ontology annotation, cellular component: neuron projection membrane. The record is from RefSeq and is a predicted model, not a curated record.